Messenger RNA from Prorocentrum cordatum, 4049 nucleotides. NCBI's taxonomy places the organism in Eukaryota, Dinophyceae, Prorocentrales, Prorocentraceae. The record is from the annotation of a GenBank genome assembly.
UUGCGCGUUCGCAGCCUUCCCCUUAGCUUCCCUCGGCAGGCGCAGCAGUGGACCGCCCACUUCGUCUUGACAGAACACCCGCGCGCUCGGCCCGGUUCAGCCCCCCGCUGCUCCUCACCCGUGCGACACUAUCGUGCUGAGACUGUACACCUCAAGCGACCUGGGACGCUCAGACCUGGUAAUGUAGCUCUGCUGCGCCGAUGCCGGGCGCAUGCCCGCGGCACACGUGGCGGCGCCGCGGGCGCUGCUGGCGGUGGCGUGGCUCGCCGCCGGCGCUGCCGGCUCGCGCCUCGGCGGUGGCGCGCGAGUCCGCGCGAGGGCGGCUGGGCUGGCAGGCCCGCCGGGCCGCCUUGGGGCCGCGGCCGCCGGCGCUGCGCUGGUGGAGACGGUCGCCCUGCCCCGGCCCCUCGUGUGCGGCGAGAACCCCGUGGUGGCCGCGGAUGCCCCCGAGGGGCGGUGCCCCACCGUGUGCCCCCUGCACGUGGAGCACCGCGGCGACGGCCAGCACUGCGACUUCCACUGCGUCGAGGCCAGCAGCUCGGCGUGCUCGGCCCACGACCCCGAGGCCACCGUCGCGGACCUGGAGAGGGGUGUCUGCCGGCCUUGCAUGACGGUUGGAUGCAGGGAGUGCCUCCGCGACGGCACCGACGCCUGCAGCGUCUGCAGCUCCGGCUACACCCUGAUGGCCGACGGCAGCUGCGAGAGCGUCUUAUGGUGGGGCUGGAUCGUCUCCGCAUCUGUCGUGCUGGUCGUUGUCCUCAUCCUCGUGGUUUGGGCCGUGGACAUCGCGUGGCGCCCGCCCAUCAACGAGGCGUGCCUGAACCAGGCGUUGGACACACGGUCGCGUGCGAAGCUGCGGCAGCCUGGGAGCAGCUUCGCUACAGGACCGCCUGACUUUGACGGGAAGUCCUCUCGCGAGCUGUGGCCGGUCAACACAAACCUGUGCAGGACCGCGGUGGCGGGGCCGGGGCUUGUGCUCUCUUUCAACUUCCAGGCCGCGGUCAUCCUGUGGGGCGUCGUGCUAGGCUUGGCGUGGGUAACGCUGGGCUUCGCUACCGACACGGACCUAUUCGUGAUCGGCACGAAGCCGGCCGAGACGCCACGGCAGUCUUGCAUCGUCGUGGCGUGGGGCCACCAGGCGCAGAUGCGGCUGCUCUGGGCGAAGGUCGGGUUCAUAGGCUUCUGCUACGCGUUCACGUUUGUGGGAUCGCUGCUGUUCAGCGUGCGGCAGCUGAGGAUCUUCCAGCGCAUGGACUCACGCGAGUCGACGCACAAGGACUUCUGCGCUGUGGUCACCGGCAUACGCGACGUCACAGGAGCGGACGAGCACGUGGAGGAGGAGCUCAAGGCGGCCCUCUGCACAGCUACGGGUCAGAACAUGGUCGUGGUGUCCGUGGCCUGGAUAUUUCAGCACGUGGAAGACGACGUCGUGGGAGCGGAGGAGGACUUCCUGGUGGAGCUGGAGCACGCGAGGCUCGCGGUGGACGCCCCGUCGGAUGGGUCGUCGGAGCUCUGGGAGUCUGGAGCCUCCUCUCUCCCGUCUGAGGAGCCCGAGCCGUCCGAUCGCUGCCACGGCUCGGACAAGUCGCCGAGAACCGACGGCGAUGCCGAGGACACACAUGCGGACAAGCGGCCCUCCAGCGGCUCGGCGGGCAUGAGGAACGUGACCCUCAGAACGGCGCUCCACGCCCGCGACCUGGCGAAGCAACGCUUGGGCGCCGCAGGCGCCUCGGCGGCCGCCAAGGCCACGUGGGGCUACCAGGCUCUGAUGAAGCAGGUGGAGAAGAUGUUCCUGUCGAAGGUCACGCAGAAGUUCCUCAGCAGAGGACGCCACACGGGCUUCGCGAGGCGGCACACGCAGUACGAGACGGCCCACAGCACGGGCGGGAGGCGCUCGAGCGAGACCGAGCGGGCGGGGCGAGACCUGGCCUUGAGCCUGAAGGCGUCCACCACGGCGUUUGCCGUCUUCGAGUCCGAGGCCGCCAGGAACCAGGCGGUGCAGGCGUGCGAGGCCGGCGUGGAGUUCCGGGGCAAGCGGUUGUACCUCUCAAGGUGCCCUGUCGAGCCCGGCUCUGUCCACUGGGAGAACUUUGUCGAAGAGAGGCCCUGGGCAGACCUGAGGAGAGUCUUCUUCGGCCUCAGCUGCAUACUUCUUGCGCUCACGGCCUGGACCCUGUUGUUCUACCUGCCGUUCACCUGGGUGUCCUUGUCGGCCAGCUACACUUACGGCGUGGAGCCCACAUGGUACUAUGUGUUGACGUUUUCAAUGGUUGUUGUGUUUGGAAAUGCUAUCAUGUACACAACGUGCAGCGUUCUGGCUGACAUGCUACGUUUCCAGUACCACAAGAACCAGGAGAUAUGUUACAUGUUGCUCUACACGGUGUCCUGCGUGUUCAACGUCAUCUUGGACAUGAUUGUCACAUAUUGCAUCGCCUUUUUGCGGCUCGAGGGCAGCGACAUUCGUGCUCACGACGGGAAUGCGAUGAGCGAGUUGCCUACCGUCGUGAGGAGAGUCAUGGCCUACGGCAUGCAGCGCGAGCUCGGCACGAAUCUGAAGGACUACGCCUUCCCCGGCACGUUCCUCAUCCCGUUCCUCGUGGAGCCGAUCGUGGCCGUCUACCUCCCGUGGCAGAUCGUCACGCUGGUCGUGCGCUGCAACAGCAUCGGCAUCACUGCUGCCGAGGAGCUCCUGCGGAGCACACCCUUCGACCUCUCCCGCUACGCCGACAUCCACCUCAACGUCAUCCUGGCAGUUUUGAUACUGUUCUUCCCUGGCGGGUACAACCUGCACAUGUUCUUCGGCCUGGCCGCCUCCCACGCCUGGAUCUACCUCUACGACCACUACCGGGCCCUCCGGUUCUCCCCGGCAUUUGUCUAUGCCAGCAUGGACGUUGACUGGGUCGCCCAGUGGAUGUUCUGCCUGCCGUGCGCCGUCUUGCUCGCGGCGUUCCUGUUCAAGCUUGAGACUGCGCAGGACUUCGCACUCACGAGGGCCGCCUUCGGUCCGAAGCUGGGGGACCCCGACAUGUCCAGCACUGGCCUAGUGCUGCUGCUGUGCUUGGCUUGCCUGGUUCACGUGGCGAUGCACACGUGGGCGCUCAAGAGGCUGGUGCCCCUCUUCGGGAUCAAGCCAGAUGCUUUGGAGUGCCCGGGCGAGACGUACAGAGAGUGUGCGGAGCGUCUGGCGUGCUCGUUCAUCACCGCGAACCCUGUGCAUUGCCUCAGGUCGCGCUACAUCCACCAGCACGAUCCGCCAACAGCCUGGUGCAUGAAGGGCAAGGAACAUCUAAUGAAGGCCAACCCCACGGCUGGACAGUAUUUCCAGGACCGUGUGGCGGAUCCCGAAAAUUAUCAGCUACCUGAAUGGGCGUCUUCACCGAAGCAGAUGUUCCAGACGAUGUACCGCAGAUUGUCAGGGUCCUCCGAGGAGUCGAGCCUGCUGGAGCGGUCGCAGACCGAGAAGCUCGGCCGUCGUGGGGCCGUAGGCGCAGACCUCGAGGGCGACCCGCUCUACGAGCCGCGCCAGGCGGAACGGCGCUCGUAUACCAAGUGACCUCCGCGGUGCUCGGCGGCGCAGACCUCGUAGGCGACCCGCUCGGCGAGCCGCGCCGGGCGGAUCGGCGCUCGCACACCAAGUGGCCUCGGCGGCGCUCGGCGUUGGCGCUGGUGCCGCGGCGGACGGCGGCCUGCCGAGGCGAGGCGCUCCACCGCGCCGCCGCCGCGCCGGUGGCCGUCCGGCCUCUGAGCGCGCUGCCCCCCUUGGACCCACUGGGGCGCGCCGCGCGGCGCGGCGCUCGCCGGCCCGCGCGCGCGCGGGCGGCGAAGUGGACCGGGCCAGGAGCUCAGGGCUCGGGACAAAAGGACCUGAGGUGCAUCGCGGGACAGUGGCGGAUACUGGCGCCAGUGCAACCUGACCUUCGCAGCCAGGGUCAACGCGCCAAGCAUUCACGUCCAUCUGUCGUUCAAGUGCUGUCUGGCACAACGGAUGCUGCUUCAAUAGCGCUUCCUGUUGUGAACAGAAAACAGAGGAUCUCCGCCGCAGAGCAUCC